UUCAACAAUUGACUAUUUCUUUAUCAUUCCACCUGUCACGGCCCAGCACGCGCGGUACCGUUCCCAGCUCAUCGCGGCUCAACGCGCGUCUAUCAUCUGCUACCCUCGACACGAAACAACCUGCGUAAACAACACCACUCCUCGUAGAGGUAGAAUGUCAACCUCUCACUCGCCUUCCAAAGCCACGCCUCGACGCGUUUUGGGUGAUGUUACCCCGAAAGCUCUCAACUCGCCUUCAAAACAAAGACACGCGCCGCUCCCAUCCGGAGUCGCCCCAGCCAAAGGACCAUUGACCCAGGCUUCCACUCUUUUGCCCAAUGCUUCUCUGAAUAAGGAGAACCUUAAAUUCCCAGUGCCACAUUCUCCAAGCAAGAAACGAAGCAUCUACGAGGUCGAGGACGCGGAAAACGCGGGGAACGCGAAGGCCAUGUUUGGGGCACGCGAUCCGAAAAUGGGGUGGAAGGCUGCUCUGACAGCUACCGAAUUGGAAAAACAUACGACAAACCAUCCUGUAGACAUUCCCGUACCCGGAUCGCCUACCGAACGCAACACGCCCACCCCAGAGCCCGAAGAGCGGCAGCCAGUCCAGCCGCCCUCCCAGAACUCCUUCUCCAACUUCCUAAAUUAUGACCAAUGUGCGAGCCAGAAGAGCGAACGCCCCCCGCCAUCGCCUUCGCCAUCUCCCCCACCUCUGGCCGUAGAUCAAGUCAGGAAGGACAAGUCCAGAGCCGAACUCCUGCGCACAAGGCUAGCCCUCGGUAUCUACAAGGUCAGGACCAACCAAACGGCCAAACGCAGCUCCGACAUUAUCUCGUCGUUUGAAGCAACAAGAAAACCACGUUUGAUGAUGCCCCCUCCGCAUUCCACCACCGGCGUUCCCAGCAUAACCCUCUCUACCACCCCCACCUCCUCCAACAUGUCCGCAAACAACAAGUACAACUCCCCUCAAUUCCUCUCCAUAAAAGCAAACCUCGACCCGGGCCGUCCCAUAGGCAAACUAGCCCCAGCCCCCGUGCUCGCCCCUACGGCCUACUCGUCGCGAACGCCGCAAGACUACCACCCCAGUGCGAGAUCAACAGCAUCGUCGCACUUGCAGUACCACGUAUCCCCUUCGCAGCACCAUGUGCCCGCUUCGCAGCAUAUGCCACCCUCUUCAGCUAGCCAAGUCAGAUACUCGGUGCCAGCGCCGACACAAUACCGAGAAGUUGAGAGAACGGCGGAGGAGCAGCGGAGGAUACGUGAGGAUAGUUAUGACGAUGAUCUUUCAGGUAAAGGGAAGGCUGCUAAGGGGCUGCUGCAGCUAAUGCGUGGCUCGAGGGCGUAGUUUGAUUUUUCUUUGUUUCUGUUCUUGUCCCUUAGGCUGAUAUCGUUGUUGGUUGUCGUUGUCGUCAUUAGAAAUGCAUGUGGAAGAUGGUGAGCUAGGAGCACGGAAAGAAAAAUGGCCUCUUGCUCCCCACUGCAUCUGGCUUUGUUGUAAUCGUACCAGAAAACGUAGACAGAUCUUUUCCAUAGCAUACAGUUUUCCAUUAUUACCAAUUACUAUCCCUCUCAGCUCAUCUCUCCUCGUUCUUCCCGUUUUUCUUUUCUUUCUUUGGCCCCCCUUCAGAGAUGGCACGACUCUUUGCCAGUCUGAUACAUGAAAGCGAAUAGAAACAUAUCUCUCUCUCUCUCUCUCUUGAUAUAUACAUAUCUUCUUCCCUAAAACCUGUGAACACUUCUCUGAGAGAUAAAUUCCCCUGCUCUCCUUUACUAACAAACAAAUAUAAUUUCAAACGCACAUCAUUCUCCCACUCCAGUAAGAAAGAACCACCAAAGAGAACGGUGCCGAGAGCAGUAAGAAGAAAGAUAAGACUAUCAACGAGCGAGCAAUAGAAUGACCCUUGUGUGUCCUUUCCCUAGUCGAGUCUGCCUUCCCCCAUUUCCAAAUCCCCGUUACGGAUCCCAAAUCCCAUCUCACAGUCUCUACGAAAUUCUU
Periconia digitata is the source of this 1975-nucleotide messenger RNA. The record is from the annotation of a GenBank genome assembly. NCBI's taxonomy places the organism in Eukaryota, Fungi, Ascomycota, Dothideomycetes, Pleosporales, Periconiaceae.